Messenger RNA from Cryptotermes secundus, 2624 nucleotides. RefSeq names its product glycosyltransferase 8 domain-containing protein 1-like. Gene Ontology annotation, cellular component: Golgi apparatus. The transcript has 7 exons. Gene Ontology annotation, molecular function: glycosyltransferase activity. The record is from RefSeq and is a predicted model, not a curated record. Bases 193 to 1269 code for a protein of 358 amino acids. Lineage: Eukaryota; Metazoa; Arthropoda; Insecta; Blattodea; Kalotermitidae.
GCGUGCUGCGUUGAAGUGUGUAGUCGUCCGGUUUAAGAAUGUAGUUAGCAUUGUUGUUAUAAUUGUGACGUCGCAGAAUGUAGCUGAAGUAUGUCCACGGCCGACAAUUAGAGCCUCUAAUUAGGACGUGUGUCUCUGUACUGACAGUCAGUGGUGAUUAAACGGAAACCGAAGGCAAAUUCUGAAAGUGAAAUGAGCAGUCUGAAGUUCAAAUUCGGCGGGUUCCUGGCGGUCAUGCUGUGCUGGGUGCUCCUAGUGCUGUACCUGGGGACCCUGCUAGAGUGGGUACCAGCCACGUUCAUCUUCCGGCACCCCCACGCCGGCCAUGUCAUCUCUAGCAUGACCUCGCUACCCGCUAUCAGAACACAGACCACCGACGUCAGUCGGCGUCGGGAUGCGACAGUCCGGGUGCUCAUUGCCAGCGACGGGUUCUGCCUGGGCGGACUGGUGAGCGCGGUGAACAGUGUGCUGCAGCACACCCGACACGACGUCAAGUUCUACAUCGUCACGACGGCGGAGGAGCUGCCCCAUCUCAGGAAGUGGAUCGAGGCGACCAAGCUGCACAAGAUGACGUACGAGCUCCACGCUCUGCCCGCCUUGGGACUCCAACACGUGAAGAUACGAGCCACGGAGCUGUUCCCGGAGCUAGGGGGCCGACUCGUGUAUCUCGACUGUGACGUCAUAGUGCAAGGCGACAUCUGGGAGCUGUUCUCGGCCAACAUCCGACCCAACCACUACGGAGCCUUCUCGCAGAACUGUGUGGGGCCUGCCGCCGACAUGCCACAGGUCAGAAAGCCCCGCUACGGCGCCUUCGUCAACCUGAGGCACAGCGACCUGAGGGCACCCAACAUGGACAAGGACGACUGCCCCUUCGCGACGGGGGUAUUCGUGGCCAACCUGACGCUCUGGAGGUGGCACCGUGUCGCGGAGAAAAUGCAGCAUUGGCUCGCGGUCCACAGACGGGAGAAGAUCGUUGGCACUCACACCACAGCCGAUGUGGUCGAAGCAGCCAUGCUGAUUGUACUGUACGGAAAUGUGACCGUCCUGGAUCCGAUGUGGCACGUUCAACAUCUCGGUGCGAGCUACAACAGUCGGUACUCAAAGCAGUUCAUAGAGAGUGCCAAGCUAUUACACUGGAGCGGGCGCUUUAAACCGUGGAGUCACCGAGCUGCACAUGCGCAAGUGUGGGACCGAUACUACAUUCCAGACCCAACCGGUCAGUUUCGGCCUGCCCGCAAGAGGGACCGAGAGGGGUUAGCACAUAGGUAACAUACAAGUGACACUAGGUGAAGAGGGUUCCUUUUAUGAAAUCACCUACUCAGUUCAUAUGUGAAAUGGUGCCAUCACCUGAAAGUGGUAACGGUGCUAUCCAGAAUACCAAGGCAUGCUGAUUUUUACUGAAAGAAAUCAGAUUGGAAUAUGGGCCUUCGGAAAGUAGAAAAAAGGUCCAUUGGAGAAUAGUCACUUCCAUUCAGAAGGUUCAAAACGUAUUUAAAAGAUUUAUCCUCAUGCUCCCCGCACAACUGGCAUAGCUAAACGGGUUUCUAAACGGCAGCUGGAUGAAAGAAUUUAGAACGAAACGGACUGGCCUACUUUGAAGGACUGUUGUCUGUCCAUUAGGUUUCAAUCCACCUCAAGGAAAUCACGAAACAUUACUCUCACCACCAACAUAUCCAGAGCUAAAUGCUUGCUGCAGAGUCAAUUCAUUUAUUUACUCCAUUAUGAACCAGCCAGAAAAAUCUCUUUCAAGACUUGGACUGUUCUAAAAUUAGUGUAUGGCAUACUGCUAUAAUUGGCCCACUACACCCCAGAGGGUUGGAAUCACCUCAAAUUAUAUGCUCAGCGUCACUCGCAACUGGGGCAACACCGGCUACUCUGGCUGUUUUUGUGGUAUUCCCUCCAUGCAAAUGUCAGGCUAGCAUCUCACUAGUCAUGACCACUUCCUUCCAAAUCAUUAUUCAUCAUUUCCUGCUAUAGAGUGUAGUCACUGGCAGCAACUUAAACAACUGCCCCCAGCCCACCAAAAAAAGGCCUAAUCCACAUGCUCCAGGAAAUAUAACAAUGGGCAUAUUUACUGUGUGGCAUGUGCGUCAGGACUUCUAAAAUCUUUGCCUUGCUUGCUGUCAAAAUCCGAGCACUACAGUACACUCAACCAACCUGGUAACAAACAAGAUGCUGUGCUUCUGUGAUGUUCAUGCACCCCCUGAUUUAACCCCAAGAGUAGAUGUGCUGUAUCUGGCCACAUGAAACGUUUAGAGCUCUCAUAUUUGGGAGUGCAUUGGAGAUGAAGCUUUGAUUUGAUGGACAAGGGAGCCGAAUGCUGACCAACAGGGAGUGACCAUCUGGUUAGUGAAUAGAGAUGAUGAAGUUCCAAUAAUUAAAACCAUGGACUAGAAUGGGGAGAGGUAAGUUCCUGCAUAGUUAAAAGACGGACGACAGAAACCGACAGCAACUAACACUGUGAUGGCACAUAAAGAAACACAUGUAACAACUUUAAAAAUAAAAUUACUUCCUGGUACUCUGGUUCCCAGGAGCUGUUUGUUUUUGUACUGUACUGAAGGUCGCAGGUUCAAGACCCGAUGAGGUCAUUGGACUUUUUUCAAAUGACCUAAUCCUUCUGGCCG